Molecule: messenger RNA, 339 nt
Organism: Colletotrichum higginsianum IMI 349063
Lineage: Eukaryota; Fungi; Ascomycota; Sordariomycetes; Glomerellales; Glomerellaceae
Product: Imidazoleglycerol-phosphate dehydratase
Exons: 2
Coding region: 1-339 (112 amino acids)
Source: RefSeq, a predicted model, not a curated record
AUGAAUUCGCACAACCAAAUGAAGAGCGCCGAGGCCGACGACGCCGCGUGGGAAGCCACCCGCGGAGCCGUUACGGGCGCCGUGAGAUGGGGUGCCGGUGCCGCCGUCCUGGGAGCCUUUGCGUGGAGGUUCUCACCGUUGUACAAGGGCCUUACGAUUCAGUUCAAGAUCUACAUGCAAAUGUCCGCCAUGGUGCUGGGGAGCAUGCUCGAGGCGGACAACAGGUUGCGCGAGUACGAGGCAAGGGUCAGGAUACAGAAGCGCAUGCUGAGGGACAAGGCGAAAUGGGAGAGGUUUGAGCAGGAGUUCCUUGAGAACCCAGCUGACGAGAAGAAAUGA